Molecule: messenger RNA, 1157 nt
Organism: Aptenodytes forsteri (emperor penguin)
Lineage: Eukaryota; Metazoa; Chordata; Aves; Sphenisciformes; Spheniscidae
Gene: SUSD3
Product: sushi domain containing 3
Exons: 5
Coding region: 1-729 (242 amino acids)
Cellular component (GO): plasma membrane
Source: RefSeq, a predicted model, not a curated record
AUGCUACCAGGGCAGUGCAGCCACGUCUUCCCUCCCCAGCUUGGCACACUGCAGAUCAUUCACGGCAACGGCACGGCCGUGGGGACGGUGAUAACGUUCCAGUGCUCUGCCGAGCACCAGCUGGAGGGACCAGGCGUCAUCACCUGCAUUUGGAAAGGGAACGGUACCCAGUGGACAGCCGGAGUGCCCUCCUGCAAGCCCAUAUCAAAAUAUGAGACUUUUGGAUUUAAGGUCGCAGUGAUUGCCUCUAUUGUGAGCUGUGCCGUCAUUCUGCUGAUGUCCAUGGCUUUUUUAACUUGUUGUCUUAUCAAGUGUGUGAAGAAAAGUGAAAGGAGGAGGACUCAAAGAGAUAUGCAGCUGUGGUAUCAGCUCAGAACUGAAGAACUAGAGCACAUGCAAGCUGCUUACUUUGGUUUGAAGGGAAGAAACAAUAACAACAACAAUAAGAAACUCAGGAAUAAAUCCGUAUUUGAUGAUGUGACUAACACGGCAUAUGAUAACCAAGGCUUCUACAGGUUCCAGGAGGAGUGGACUCGGGACAUCGUAGCUCCUCGGUGUUGCAAAGACAACGAUCAUCUGCCUAAGUUAGCCAAGAGCAGUAGUGCGCCUGUGAAACAAGCUGUACCAGGACACAACACUGCGGUACAGACAGUGGAUUCAAUACAUGUCGUUGAAGUCUAUGGACAUAAGGAUAGUUAUAACAAACCGAGCUGUCAGAUACCUGGAUAGCUGGUGUCUGAAAUACAAUUGCUCCUCUGGACCAAAAUGAAAUUUGGAUAGAAAUAUGUGCCUUAAAGACAACAUAGAAAGUUAAUUAUUCAUAUGAAUUUGAAAGUUUUCUAUAUUCCAAGAUAGUUAUUUAACAGAAAUGCUUCAAGGUCUGAUACAAAUAUAAAAAAAUGAGUGUUGAGGCUGGCAGUCCAUAGCCAUUCUCUACGGUGUGCUGUGUAUUGUGACCAUGGCAAAAGCAUAAUAUUGUUCUUCUGUACAUUUAGAGAGGAAUGGUAGCCAGUUUGUGUAUUUGCCUCAUACAAAAUCACUGAUGAUAAUUACACAUUAGUAAGAUCGCAACCUUCUUUUAACCAGUGUUUUUGGUAAGCAUUUCAGAAUGAAAAAUCCCCCAUAUUUUUACACAGUAGUAUGAUAGAACUACAAUA